AUGAAGAGUAAUGCAAUAAUGCCAAUAGAAUUGAUUGAAUUUACUCCAAUGACAAGAUCAAGUGAAAAGAAAACUAAUGAUAGAGAAAAAUCAAUUCUAAAAAUGAAACAUAAUUUAAUUGAACGUAAAAAACUUCAUUUUCGAUGUCGUCGUGUAAAUGAUAUGAUGUGUAUUUUUGGUCUAUCUGGUCUUAUAUUAAUGAUAAUCGAUACAGAAUUUCGACUUACACAAAUCUCAAGAACGGAUAUAAAUAUGAUUCGUCCUUUAAUUAGUAUUUCUUCAGGAAUUCUUAUCGUACUUGUUUUUUAUUAUCAUAUUCUUAAUGCUCGUCUCUAUGCUAUAAAUAAUCAUAUCAUUGAUUGGCGUAUAACUUUAAGAAUUCGUGGUCUUGUUAUGAUGAUUUGUGAAGUAAUUGUAUGUAGUAUCCAUCCAUUUCCAUAUAGUUUUAAAUUUUUAUUAUCACAUAAUAUUCUAUGGCUUGAAAUGAUGCUUACUCUACCAAUGUUCGGUCGUCUUUAUUUGAUUGCUCGUAGCGUGACAUUACAUUCUCCAUUAGUCAAUGCUGCUUCAUCUCGUACAAUUGGAUAUCUUAAUCGAGUACCAAUUACAAUUUCAUUUAUUCUUCGAGCUUUUCUUCAAACAUAUCCUGUGGCAUCUUGGUCAUCUAUGUUGAUGAUAAUUUUGUUUAUAGCCAGUUGGUCAAUGCAUGCAUGUGAAAAAGGAAUGUGGAUGCCUAUUAAUUCUGUAUCCUCUCGAGCAAAUGCAUCUACAUCAACAUUUAUCAAUGCUACAUGGCUGACUAUUGUUACAUUUACUACUGUCGGAUAUGGUGAUAUAGUUCCUCAAACAUAUUGUGGUCGAGGUGUUUCAGUAUUUACAGCUCUAUUCGGUGUUUUUGCUUCAGCUGUUUUAAUUGCAGUAUUCAUAAGUAAAAUUUCAUUGAGUCGAUCCGAACAAAUGGUUCUUGAUUUUGUUAGUCGUAUCAAUCAAGCUCGAGAAUAUAAAAUAAAAACGAUGCAAAUUAUUCAAUAUUCAGUUCGAGCAUGGUUUUUAAAACGACGAGAUCCUCAAUAUCGAGCAUCAUUUAAUUUACUCUCUCGAUUACAUACAGCUAUUCGACAGGCAAAAGUUAUCAAACAACAACAACGAAAUGCAAUUAGUGAAAAUGAAUCUCUUAUGACUGUUCUUACUAAUGUUUAUUAUGAACAGAAAACGAAUGAAAAGAAUUUUCAUAAACUUAAUCAACAUUGUGAUUUAAUUGAAGAUCGAAUUAAUAGAAUAGAAACAAAACUAGAUACUUUACUUACUAUUUUUACUCAAAAUAUUCCUACUAGUCAACAUAGUUGGUUAUAA
Molecule: messenger RNA, 1353 nt
Organism: Adineta steineri
Lineage: Eukaryota; Metazoa; Rotifera; Eurotatoria; Adinetida; Adinetidae
Source: the annotation of a GenBank genome assembly